CGUCGGAAGUCGGGGUCUGUGGUUAGUUUCGGUGCGAAAAGUAAAGUUAAAUUGUGUUAUUAAGUUUGCGUUGAACGUUGGGCCAACGCAAAUCGCAUCGUUCGCAGUGAGUCCACUAUCGAAAACGCCGGAACGCAUUGUUGAUUCGUCAUAGCACUCGUGGGGUGUGGUAUCGUUGACUUGUCCUUCCAAAAGAAUUCGUUUCAAAGUAUCGCGCAGACGGGAAACUCUUGCAGCAGAGUAAUUGCUGCUACUGCUUUAUGUUCGUGUAUAAUUCGUCUUACGAUCGAUCGCGAAUUAAAGGCGAAUCUCCUGGAGUGCUGCCUGUGAGUUGGUGAUCACGACAAAAAUCCCCGAGAAAAUUGUUCCAGCAUCGCGAUAAGCGGAGUGUCGUGGGACUGUGUGUGUGUGUUCGCGUUUUUUCCCUAUUUCUUCUGUCUGUUGUUGCUGGUGAAUGUCUGGUCUUCAGUGCACGGUGCAUCAUCAACGUUCGGGGUAGAUCUUCUGCGCUGGCAUUUCUAAUUAUUGCACCGAAUGUGUGAGAUAGUACUCCAGACAAAAGAAGUCAUAUGUGUCCCCCGUUAGUCGUAUGGUGCUCCGCGUCGCGGAGGUGAACAAACGCACAUUUCUCCGAAUGCUCGCUGAGUGUGACGUGUAAUUACCGAUAAUUUGGGUUGGUUGAAACGAACUAGAGUUAGUAGGUGGUAGCCGCACAACACAACACAAUUUUGGUUCAAAAUCGACCAACUUUCCAUCCAGCCGUACUUUGGUGCUUAAUUUUUUACUACUCCGACCGUUCCACAUUUAUCGACCAUGGCAGACAAGGUGUUUAAGAACAUUUUUGGCAACAGGCGUGCGAAAGAUUCGGAGCGGAAUAAAAUCUCCGAAAUUGGCCUUCCCACUAACGUGGUGCACGGGAUGCACGUGAGCAAGAACCAGCAAACUGGCCACCUGGAGGGUCUCCCGAAAUCGUGGAUCCGGAUGGUGGACGCACUGAUCACGUCCGAUGAGCAGAGCAAAAAUCCGGAAGCCGCCUAUCAGGCGGUCAAGUUUUACAGCUACUCGAUAAAGAAGAAAGAAGCCACUGAACCGUUCAAGCCGUUCAUCACGGAGGAUGCGAUCCACGAGGAGACGGAAUCGAUCGACCAGUUUCUCGACCAGAAAACCACACACAAAAGCGUCGACUCGCUGGCCGGGAGUAGCGAGGAAAAUGAAACAGUACCGACCGCCCCGCCGCCACCCCUGCCGAAGAAAAGCAUGACGCUGCCGCCGAAGCCGCAGCUGAAGCCAAAGCCGAAGAACUACAUCAGCAAGGUGUACAAGGCUACGGACAAUCUGCACCUGAUCGACUCGGACAGCAGAAGCAACACGAUGAUCAUCCAUCACGUGCCUCAUCUCGAUACGCACCAAAGUUCCUAUGAAAUCAGCUCGAACGUAAACAACAACAACCUCGACCGGGAGGUGGACGACCCCGAUCUGAUCCUGCGACCAAAGGAGACGCUCGCCCGGCAGCCGAAAAGUGACGAGCAGGUGUACUACGAGCUGAAGAAAAUCUGUAACCUUAACGACCCGCUCAAGCGGUACGAGAAGACGGUCGAGGUGGGCAAGGGUGCCUCGGGGGUUGUGUUCAUUGCGCUGGAUCGCAACACCGGCCAGAAGGUGGCCAUCAAAACGAUCGACAUGAAGAACCAGUCGUCGAAGGAGUCGAUUCUGAACGAGAUCAACGUGCUGAAGGACUUCAACCACAAGAAUUUGGUAAACUUCCUGGAGGCGUACUACUUGGAGGACGUCGACCAGCUGUGGGUCAUCCUCGAGUACAUGGACGGCGGACCGUUAACGGACGUCGUGACCGAGACGGUGAUGAAGGACCGUCAGAUUGCGGCCGUGUGUCGCGAGGUGCUGCUUGCCAUCAGUUUCCUGCACGCCAAGGGCAUCAUACACCGCGACAUCAAGUCGGACAACGUGCUGCUUGGUAUGGACGGCUCGGUGAAGGUCACCGACUUUGGGUUCUGCGCCAACAUCGAGGGCGACGAGAAGCGGCAGACCAUGGUCGGCACACCGUACUGGAUGGCGCCAGAGGUCGUCACGCGAAAGCAGUAUGGUAAGAAGGUAGACAUAUGGUCGCUCGGCAUCAUGGCGAUCGAGAUGAUCGAGGGCCAGCCGCCCUACCUGAACCAGGCUCCGUUGCGUGCGCUCUACCUGAUCGCAGCGAACGGCCGGCCCGACGUGAAGAGCUGGGACAAGCUGUCGGACAACCUGAAAGACUUUCUCGAUCGCUGCCUGCAGGUGGAGGUCGACAUGCGCGCCUCUGCCGACGAACUGCUGAGCCAUCCGUUCCUGCAGGACUGCAUGGAGUUGCGGACGCUGACGCCACUCAUCAAGGCCGCCCGGAGGUUGCUGAAGCGGGAUCAAUAAACAACCUACAGUCGAACCAACGGUAACACGGUUAUUGAUGGGGAUGGGACAAACGGGCUUGUUGAAGGCCGAAUUUAUCCUUGAUCGUUGGACAAAGGGUAAAUCGGGACAGGGAGAAUGAACAACGAGUCAAAUUGAAGGUUCGUUAGGAUGAACUUUUUGCCGUAUGUGGCUGUGAGAUUAAGUGCCUUUUUUACCGAAACCGACCGACGGAAGAAGAUGAAGCGAGGCGGAUAAAUGACUAAAACAAAGCAUCUUAAGGACAGGUGUCAUAAAAAAAAACUGAAGGAGUGCGAAAUUGUCAUAUGAAGUUUGCUAAAAAAAGGAGGAAAAAAAUCAAUUAUUAUGGUGCGACCGUGUGGAGGAGGUGUUGCACAACGCGACUCGAAAAUCACACCCGUAGUCAACGAGCUUAAAGAUAAGAAAAAAUGUAGAGCUUACAAAACCCGCUGCUAGAGAACAAGGAGGAGGAGGGUGAGGAUCGAACAGUAUCGAUAACGUGUGUGCUAACGUUGUUGAUAAGCGACACAAGACGGCUAGAUUGUGGUGUCCUAGCAGGCGGUGCUGGCUGGUCCGGUAUUCAGUUUGUGUUAGUUACAUGUUGUAAUAGUACAAUCAAUCUUAGCAACCCCGUCUCUUUGGUGACCAUGUGGGUAGCAUCCAUGAAUACCAAAAUCACAAGCAUUAACGUUACGGUAAUUGUUCCCGUUUCAACUGACUAUAAUGGUGUACGUUGCUCAAUACAUCUUUAAUGUAUUACACUGGAUCAUCUAACUAAAUCAAGGGAGUACUUUUGUCAAAUAACUUCACUCGGGAUACUUCACUAGAUUUUUUUUUAUUUUGGAAACAUGUGUAUCCUAAACAAUCAGUAUAAAAUGUCUAUUGCUUUGCAUUCCGUUAUUUUUCGCUCAUUUUGGCGCAGCUCAACACUGAUUUUUGAUAUGUAUACAGUUAAAAUAAAAAUGGCACUCGCCUUUGAAAGUGUUUUGAAACGAAAUACA
This is a messenger RNA of Anopheles coustani, 3416 nucleotides long. RefSeq names its product serine/threonine-protein kinase PAK 1 (gene Pak3). Gene Ontology annotation, biological process: regulation of axonogenesis; protein phosphorylation; intracellular signal transduction. The record is from RefSeq and is a predicted model, not a curated record. The transcript has a single exon. Gene Ontology annotation, molecular function: ATP binding; protein serine/threonine kinase activity. The coding region runs from base 814 to 2415 and encodes 533 amino acids. Gene Ontology annotation, cellular component: cytoplasm. NCBI's taxonomy places the organism in Eukaryota, Metazoa, Arthropoda, Insecta, Diptera, Culicidae.